Dermacentor silvarum is the source of this 2169-nucleotide messenger RNA. RefSeq names its product b(0,+)-type amino acid transporter 1-like. Gene Ontology annotation, biological process: amino acid transmembrane transport. Lineage: Eukaryota; Metazoa; Arthropoda; Arachnida; Ixodida; Ixodidae. The transcript has 8 exons. The record is from RefSeq and is a predicted model, not a curated record. Gene Ontology annotation, cellular component: membrane. Gene Ontology annotation, molecular function: L-amino acid transmembrane transporter activity. The coding region runs from base 219 to 1751 and encodes 510 amino acids.
GUGAAUCAGGGUUCCUCCAACAACAGGCUGCUCAAGUGCCGCGAGUAAUCAGUAUUGCUGUUCAAAGUUGCCCGAGGGAGCCAUCUAUGCUGUGCUGUGAAAGGCCAUUUCGUGAAGUGGAAAGAUGACCAGUGUGCUACAGGCACUGAUGUCAUAAACAUCUCAAAUUGUAAGGAAGUUUUGAGCUACCACGAAAGUUUUCGUGUCAGGAGACUUUCAUGAGCAUGAUGACUCCAAGUAACAGAGGGCACCGCCGGUCUUCUCGCACAAGAAAAUGUCCACCAGAAUUGAAUGAGAGCUCAUCAGGAACCUCCUCUGAUGACACCGUUGUCGUCGGCACCACACUCAAAAGAAAAGUGGGGCUCUUUAGCGCCACCGCAGUGGUAAUUGGCAGCAUUAUUGGAUCUGGCAUAUUCGUGUCACCAAGCUUGGUCUUCAGAAACUCAGGAUCGACUGGUGCCAGUCUCCUCAUGUGGCUCGGCGCUGGAUUCAUCACCCUAAUCUAUGCUUUCUGUAUGGCAGAGCUGGGAGCGUUGCUGCCGACAUCUGGCGGCGAGUACGCGUACAUUUGCGCAGCCUGUUACACACUGGGCAGGCCGGGCGACUACGUAGUCUUCAUGUACUCCUGGACUCGGAUCCUUCUGGGGGACUCUCUGGGUGCUGCUCUGCACGCCCUCACGUUCACCAGUUAUGCAUUGCGGCUUGUCUACCCGACAUGCGAGGCACCGUACGCAGUUACUGUGCUGGUAGCAGCGAGUUUCUCUACGUUGGCAACUGUUCUCAAUGCCAUCUCAAUCGGCGUGUCCACGAAGUUGCAGAACAUUCUUGCCGUAACCAAAAUCCUGAUGCUGGUUUGUAUCAUUGGCACAGGAAUUGUGAGCGCCGCAAAUGGUACGAAUCACCUGAGAGAGCCCUUCUUCAGUGCUGAUGUUACCGCCGGUGGCCUUACGGAAGCCUACUUCGCGGCCUUCAUGACCAUGGACGGAGGGUACAGCAUCUGCAACCUCGGUGAAGAAAUACGAAAUCCGUCACAGGUCAUUCCUCGAGCACUGAUCCUAGGCUCCGUCAUGGUCAUGCUGUUGUUCAUCGCAACCAAUGUCGCUUACUUCGUCGUUCUCGAACCCACUGCCAUCACAUCCUCUGAGACCACAGCCCUAACAUUCGCCGCGAAGAGCUGGGGUCCGGCCGGAGCUGCCAUUAUUCUCCUGUUGGCAUCACUCAGCAUGUUCGGAACGCUAUCGGCUGGAUUCUUCAGCCAAAGCAGGCUUGGCUUCGCAGCCGCUAGGAGAGGCCACCUGCCAUCCGCUCUGCGUCUUGUUUCCAUGAAGUCGUCAGUUCCCGUUAUCUCUCUAGUUGUUCGAGGCGCAUUUACCGCCGCCUUCACCGUCAUUGGCUCUCUAGAGUCUGUAGUGAACAGCGUAAUGCUGUUGUGUGUCGUAUUCAACCUCCUGACAACGUUCACCCUUCUGAGGCUUCGUCGCACAAUGAGGGAUGUGCCGAGACCAGUGAAAGUGCCGUACUUCUUCAUAUUUGUUAACUUCGCUGUAAAUUUUGCGAGUGUGGUUGUGAACGUCUGGAAAGCUGCGGACCUUUACAUGCUCGUCAUAAUGAUCUUGGUACUGUUUGCUGGGAGCGUCGCGUACUUAGUAUUCCUGGUCUGCGGAUAUGCAAUGCCAGGCACUUUACGCUUGUCGAUGUUUCUACAGAAACUUUUCCUUUCCGUGCCAUGUCGCGACAGCUGCAUAUAUUGAAACUUAGGGCUCUUAAGUUACUGUGAGAGUCAGGCGCCAUCGAAAGCGAUAAAUGAAUGAAUUGAAGGACUUGCUGACACAACUAUCGUGCAUGAUAAGAGACGAGCAAUUGAAUUAAAUCCUUUACUUUAAAACUCAAAAGUUUUCACAUACUUUAGAAAUUUCUCUACGAGCAGCGAAAAUUGGUCCCGCUACCUAGUGAAGCAUUCACGGUGGGUAAAGUGUUCCAUUGCCAUUAGGAAUAUAUUAAUGGUAAUGAUAGCACAUAAAUCGCCUCUGAUUGCUAGAUAUUGCUAUAUACAGAAUGUAUCUUGACAGCGGAAUUUGAAAAUUGCGCUUUGAAGUGUCAAAGAGCUGUUGCUCGUACAAGUCUAAGCGCCCGAUAAUGACACGUUUCUGCAACACACCUAAUCCUGGU